AUGCUGUCCAUGGGCUUCACGUCGUCUUCUGACUGCAUGUCGACCACCGCAUUGCUGAUCUUUCGAGGUCUUGGGGCGGGUCUGGCCUGGACAAUCAGCGUGGACGGCUACGCAUUAGCCAGCAUGACAGACGAUCAGUGGAAGCAGCGCAUAGCGAAGCGGCCAGGAUCAAGUAUUGCGCGUGAAGCGGCGAAGUCACUCGCACGUCUCAGUUUGCGCAACAUGCUCGGCUUUGCCAGCUUCCUGGGCAUCUUUGGCGGCAUGAGCUGCGCAAUGGAGAAGGUACGAGGCAAGAAAGACCCACUGAACCCGUUCGUAGGUGGCUUCACAGCCGGUAUGGUGAUUCUGCCGGGAGAGCUGCGCAACCCUCGCACGCUCGUGACGGCGGCGUUUCUUUGCGGCUCAGCUUCGAUGGCGCUACACCACUUCGUACCAAGGGAAACAACAAAAACCACUGUUUCGCAGUGA
Peronospora farinosa is the source of this 468-nucleotide messenger RNA. The record is from the annotation of a GenBank genome assembly. NCBI's taxonomy places the organism in Eukaryota, Oomycota, Peronosporomycetes, Peronosporales, Peronosporaceae.